AUGACUGAUCGUUUCCUUGUUAUUCCUCUUGUAUGUAAACUAAAGCAGCCGAUCCCUACGCAAGCAGAGAUUCAGCAAGUGGAGAGGGUAAGGAGUAAGGUCCCUACCGAGAAGAGGGUGUACCCGCAGUUUCUCUUCACCGCCAACCUGAUCCAAGCUCAGCUGGUCGAUUCUGCCGAGAUGACGGAAGAGAGGAGAGCUGCCGAGGCUAAGAGGAUGAAUGAGUCCUCCAAGCGGCGUCUCAUGAUGGGCUUCCAGGGGAAGAAAAAGAAAAGCCAGCAGCAGGACACGGUACCGGCGUCCUUGGUAGAAGCUGACCCCAAAGACCAAACCCUGGCUGACCGUCUCCGCUAG
This is a messenger RNA of Prunus armeniaca (apricot), 354 nucleotides long. NCBI's taxonomy places the organism in Eukaryota, Viridiplantae, Streptophyta, Magnoliopsida, Rosales, Rosaceae. The record is from the annotation of a GenBank genome assembly.